AUCUAAUCGUUAAAAAACUUUCCUGUUCUUGUGUAGCUGGGAUCAGUGGCACGUGCAAACAUGCCGUUGGUCUGUUGAUAUAUUGUUCAAGAAAUGAUGUGACAUGUUUCGAGGAGAUGUCCUCUACAGAUUUGCAAUGUUCUUGGAAGAGGCAGAAGCAACAAAAAAGAUCACGCCUUGACCCUGUACCCAUUCAGGAUUAUUGUCACGUUAAGAGAGUGGCAAAUCGGACAGUGUUUAGCGAGGAGGAUGCGGAGAACAUCAGACUAAAGUAUGCCUCACUUUUCCCAACUUCUAUCCUGGGAAAAAGUUAUUACAGAAAACGACAAGUUGGAAAUGGUUAUGUAACAAAUGAACCAACCUCCUCUACUGCAUUAAGCCCCUCGGAAAUGCUCCUCUCCAGUAUUUUUCACCGCAAAGUUAUAACUGACGAAGAAGUUGCUGCACUGAAAAUUGAUGAUGUAGCAGAUAAAAGGCUAUUUGAAUGUUUCAUUCAAUUGGAUUAUGAAAAAGCAAAGGAUCUGGCAGUUUCUGCAGUGAGACAAGAAGAUAAGAGAUGGAAAGAGGAAAGGGCCAGGAGAAUAACCGGUUCCAUAUGUUAUGACUUAUAUACCUACACUAGCAACAAAAAUCCUGACUGGGAAAGGAAGUUGUUAAGCCUGUUUGCACCUUCUUUUAAAGGAAAUCAAGCUACGAACUAUGGUAAGGAUCAGGACAGUGCUGCUGUUGCUGCAUAUGAAUUGGCAGCAAAAAAAAAAAACAGUUGUAAAGAUAGGGUUAAUUGUGCAUCCACAAGUUGCUUGGAUAGGAUUUAGUCCAGAUGGUUUUACAAUGAAUGGCUCUCAAUUGACGUUGUUAGAGAUCAAGUGUCCUCUCCCUGGGAAAACUCUGAACCUGACUGAAAUUUUGCCGAAUUUGUCAUAUUUAAGUUUUGACAGGAGUCUAAAUGUCUAUGUUCUGAAGAAUAAGCGCAAAUAUUAUGGACAAGUGCAAUUAGGGAUGCUGAUUUCAG
This is a messenger RNA of Parasteatoda tepidariorum (common house spider), 1012 nucleotides long. RefSeq lists its product as uncharacterized. Lineage: Eukaryota; Metazoa; Arthropoda; Arachnida; Araneae; Theridiidae. The record is from RefSeq and is a predicted model, not a curated record.